AUGCCUAAUGAACAGUCAUCCUCGCGUCAAAACUAUUCAGCGGAAGUUGAAGCAGCAGUGAAUAAACAGAUAAAUAUCGAGUUUUAUGCCAGCUAUGUCUACCUUAGUAUGGCAACUUACUUUUCUCGAAGUGAAGUAUGUUUACCACACAUUUCAAAAUGGAUGAGGAAACAAAGUGAUGAAGAACGGGAGCAUGCUUUGAUGCUCAUUCAGUUCCAAACACUUCGCGGUGGUAGAGUUCAAUUCGAAUCAAUUAACAAACCAGAAAGGGAAGAAUGGGAAAGUGCUUUGGAGGCGUUUAAAGCUGCCUUGAUACUUGAGAAACAAACAAAUGAAGCUCUACUCGCUCUUCAUGCUAUUGGCGAGAAACAGAAAGAUCCACAUUUGUGUGGAUUCAUAGAAGAAAAAUUCUUGCGUGAACAGGUGAAAAGCAUCGAUGAGGUAUCACGUUAUGUGACAAUAUUAACAAGAGCAGGAACAGGACUGGGUGAAUAUAUUUUUGACACAAAAAAUUUCAAACCUUCUGAGGUUUUGAAAGAAGCAAUUAGCGAACUUUCUCACUAA
This is a messenger RNA of Enterobius vermicularis (human pinworm), 564 nucleotides long. The record is from the annotation of a GenBank genome assembly. NCBI's taxonomy places the organism in Eukaryota, Metazoa, Nematoda, Chromadorea, Rhabditida, Oxyuridae.